GCAACAGACACGGGCUGUUAGUCCCCAGCAGCACCACAGACCAGGAGCUCCAGCACUUGCGGAACAGCCUGCCCGACUCGGUGCGCAUCCAGCGCGUGGAGGAGCGGCUGUCUGCCCUGGGCAACGUCACUGCCUGCAACGACUACGUGGCCCUCGUGCACCCAGACCUCGACAGGGAGACAGAAGAGAUCUUGGCAGAUGUACUGAAGGUUGAGGUUUUCAGACAAACGGUAGCAGAUCAAGUGCUGGUAGGAAGUUACUGUGUUUUCAGUAACCAAGGAGGAAUUGUGCACCCCAAAACAUCAAUUGAUGACCAGGAUGAACUGUCUUCGUUGCUCCAGGUCCCACUGGUGGCGGGCACGGUGAACCGGGGCAGCGAGGUGAUCGCCGCGGGGAUGGUGGUGAAUGACUGGUGUGCCUUCUGUGGGCUGGACACCACCAGCACUGAGCUCUCUGUCAUAGAGAGCAUCUUCAAGCUGAACGAAGCUCAGCCAAGUACCAUUGCUACCAACAUGAGAGAUUCCUUGAUUGAUAGCUUGACAUGAGCAGUGUUGGUUCCUUCUUCCCAGAAAGCUCCUAAGGAGUGAACUGUCAAGCUGCACUUUGGAUUACAGACAUCUAGACCUUCUGAUGUUUCUGCAGGCCCAGCCCAAGGAAGAGGCUCCAAAACCAACUUCAUGUAGUAUUUUGUAAACUAGAUA
Messenger RNA from Merops nubicus (carmine bee-eater), 701 nucleotides. It is a transcript of the gene EIF6, whose product is annotated as eukaryotic translation initiation factor 6. The transcript has 4 exons. Gene Ontology annotation, biological process: cytosolic ribosome assembly; ribosomal subunit export from nucleus; maturation of LSU-rRNA. Gene Ontology annotation, cellular component: cytosol; nucleolus; preribosome, large subunit precursor. The annotation marks the transcript as partial. NCBI's taxonomy places the organism in Eukaryota, Metazoa, Chordata, Aves, Coraciiformes, Meropidae. The record is from RefSeq and is a predicted model, not a curated record. Gene Ontology annotation, molecular function: ribosomal large subunit binding.